Messenger RNA from Phytophthora nicotianae INRA-310, 6903 nucleotides. RefSeq lists its product as hypothetical. NCBI's taxonomy places the organism in Eukaryota, Oomycota, Peronosporomycetes, Peronosporales, Peronosporaceae. Gene Ontology annotation, biological process: negative regulation of MyD88-independent toll-like receptor signaling pathway; response to axon injury. The coding region runs from base 1 to 6903 and encodes 2300 amino acids. The record is from RefSeq and is a predicted model, not a curated record. Gene Ontology annotation, molecular function: NAD+ nucleosidase activity; signaling adaptor activity; protein binding. The transcript is spliced from 2 exons.
AUGAAGCAGCAGCAGUAUCGUCAGAGUCAGGUCUUGCGCGAGAACGUACCAGUAGUAGACUUGGAAAAGGAACCACGCACAAGUCGAUCUUGGCAGUGGGUAUGCUCGGCACUCGUUAGUCGAGACAAAGGAGAAUGCUGUGUGAACGUGGUGGAGAGUGUGUUCGUGGACAAACAGCAAAUUUGGUCUUGGUACUUCACAGAUGGGGGUGUCGUACGCCGCAAGCCUCGCAGUAGACACACAGCAGACCAAGUGCAUCGUGCAUUCGUACAGUUCGCUGACGAGUUUGGUCGUCCAGAUUCUGCUGUGGAUCCGACAACCCGACCAGUCGCUGUGUGUUGGUUCGACAAGAAGGACAAUCCCAGUGUCGUACCAUUCCUAUGUGCGCCAGAUCUUUUAUCAUUUUUGCAAUCUGUGUCGUCAAGCAGUUCCUGCAGCGCCGCGAUCAGCACUUUUAUUCGUCCGCGCGGUGAAUUGGAUCCUGUUUGCUACGCUAAUCUCGAGCACGAGUUCACUCUUCAGAAAAGUGGUCGCGUGCAAGGCAAAGUGUUUUGGUUAGCAUUAGGUGGUCAGCGGAUUGCGAGCAAGGAUAUCAAGUUGAAUACUGUCGUCAAUGAAUUGGUUCAGCAUUUUGUAAAUUUUAUCGAGAAAAACAAGAAGUGUCGUGUAGUACGCUGCGUCUCGCUCUUUAUCAUGGAAGACAGCGGCAAAAUUCAAUUGUGGCGAACAUCCUCAUGCGAGACCAUCUCCGCUGCAGUAACGCUGCCUUCAGCUCCGACGUUUCCAGACGCGCUAACAUCCACAUUCUCAAGCUCGUACGAGGGUCCACGCGCCAUGAACGAAAGAUUAAUAGCUCGUGCCAGAGCUGAAGGUUCACGAGCACCCGAUGAAAGGGUAGUUGACGCUAUUAUGGCUGCUCCAAAGUCAUAUUCCAGACUUUCGACUCGACUUUUACCAUCUUCGAAUGCCUCGAAUCGUUUGGAUCCGCUCGGGGAUCUGGAGGGUAGACGGCGUGCAAAGCUCAAGUCGAAUGACUGGGAUGAAGCUUUGUCGAUGCUUCCGUCGACAUUUUCUCUAUCUCGAGGACGGCGACGCACCAAGUCAGCAGCGCACCUUAUGUCGAGUCAGAAACGUGGUUGCUGUGGAGAUUUCUGUAGUUUGUCUAUUGCCGAGUUGACUGCCCGGAGAAUGGAUCGUAAGAAGGAGUCGACAUUAAGUGAGCAAGCAGGUCAUGCUAGAAAAGGCCGACGACGGACAAGUCUUGAAAAAGUCGCAGCUACUGCAAGCGCCUUCAUGGAAGUCCGUCGCACGGAUGACUUGUUGAGUCGGUUAGACGAGCAGCGUAAGCCGUCAUCACCUCAAAGACUGCAGCGUGUGGAGACACAGCAGCCAGCGCCAUUGACACAUACCAUUCCGUUCAAACUAGUAGCACAGACUCGAGCCGAAAAGCAGCUGGUGGAUCUGUUCAUUCGGCGAUAUCAGAAUGGAGAAGACGGUGACUACCUCGCCGAAGCUUAUUACGGAGAUGGCGAACCUCUCGGAGUCACCUUUCCAGGUUACUAUUACCGAGACGUGCAGGUGUGUGCCAACUGCUACGAGUUUUACACGCUGGUGGAAAAAGUCCGCAUGAAAGCUCUGGAUCAAAUCGCGCGGCGUGAGAAAUCGAGUCCAAAUCGCCGGAGUCCAGGCAAGCAGAGCGGCAAGCGGAUGCAGCAGCUCAUGAUUGUUGAAAGUCGAGAGGAGGAAAGUGAUGAAGACGACAAUAAUGACGAAAGCUUGGAUGACUUGCAGCAUGUAUGGACGCACGUAUGGGCACAAACUGCCAGUGUGGCUGCCUCCAUCACCAAAAAGGAUGCCGCGGAGUUGUAUAGCUUUGUAAACCCCCAUCCUGCUGUCGCAAUGGUUAUGAGCGCACUGGGAGCUUUACUUCUGGGAUCACGAGGUGGAGACUGGGGAGAAGUCAAACGAGUUAUUUCUCAGGAUAAACUACUAGCUCGAUUGCAUCGUAUAGACUUGGAAUCGCUCUCUGAACAUGCUGUAAUGCAGGCUGCCGCACAUGCUCGUAACUCACUCUUCACACCGGCACAGAUCGCGCCAAUUAGUUCAACUGCUGCGCGAUUCUGCGAUUGGAUUCGGACUGUACUGCAAGCUUAUGCGUGGAAUCAGAAGCUGCAAAUGCAAGACCCGGAGACACGUCGCAUGCUUUGUUUCCUUAAGCCAGAGAUUUUACCACCCGGUGUCGCCAUUUCGCAACUAAAAGGAGCUCAACGUGGAAAAGUGGCAGCAAAGAAGGCUAAAGCAAGCGACACGAGCAACGAUGGUCCACUAUCCAAAUUACGAAGCCGAAUUCACCAGAAAAAAGCAGCUCGACGCGCCAUUCAAGCACAUCAAAUGGCACGUUUAGCAGCACCGUCAGGGCUUCAAGAUGGCGUGGUGGGAAGCACAGCAGACAACGUAUUCACCUGUCAGGAUGGCGUCACACAGAUACCAUACGCUGUAAUUGGACAGCCCAUUGGCGAGACCGUGAAAUGCAACCUCGUCGUCUUUCACGACCUCUUCGACACGCUUGAGAACACUCGAGUGUUCUUCCGGCCCAUUGUUGCUCGAAACGUGGGUGCUCAAGCACUGCUAUUCAAUUUCCCUGGACAGGCUGGUUCUUCGUAUGCUGUCGACGAUCAAGCCCGCGAAGAAGACAAGCUCGUGCUGAACAAUAUGUGGCUUGCUCGUCGAGUCCACGAGCUACUCAAUUUCUUGCAGCACACGACUCAGUUUGUGACCACUGGAGCUCCUUUCCACAUCAUUGGAUUUGGCAACGGAGCCAACGUCGCUGCCUGCUACACUGUGCUUUACGGUAAGAAUUACAAUGAAUACUUGCAGUCGCUCGCACUCUUCAACGGAUUCGCGAACGUGGAUGCACAGCUCGCUGCGGUACUUCAUAGUGCAGUGAAUGUUUUUGCCUGCCUGCCACCGACACGUCCAGAUUUGCCAGUAUCUUUCUUCAGCAAAUUCCUCUUUUCCGACGCGUACUUGAAAAAAGUCGACAUGAACUUAGCGCUCAGUAUCUACACAGCUGUGACCAACGCCAUUACGCUUGACGGUCGCAUUCGAUUAUGUCGUGGAGCUCUUCGUCACAUGGACCUCAGCUCACAACUUGAAGAGAUUAACGUGCCACUUGUACUGGUUCAGUCGGUAGAGAACACACUUGUAGCCCCUACAAACGUUGAUCCAUUCCUUCAAGGCCGUGCCAACGUCCAGCAUGUAUGGUCUCACCAACAAUCGCACACCAGUGAUCUACGUCCCAAGACUCGUGCUCAGUUGAGGAAGGCCCUAGCAACUCCAAAUAGCGCCUUUGUAUCGUGGCUCCGAGCUGGACAUGAGCUCCGUCAGGAAGCGAAAAGCUACGUCACGGAGGUGAUUGACAUACUUAUGAACAGUCAACUGGAGCUGUCGGAGAAAGAGCGGAUAGCUGCGCAGGAAUUCGAAGAACAACAAACAACAAAAGAGCAUGAGCAGCAGAAGUCAGUGACGAGAAAUGAGUCAGCGGUUCAACAACCUAGCGUAAGUCUCCCCGUUCAAACUGCUUCAUCAACAUCAGAGCCACCAAUUCAACCUGUCGUUGCCCCACCGGUAGAUACAUUUUCCCAGCAAGCCAGCAAGUCUCCAUACGAGCUUCAACUGGAAAUGUCCGAGCGUGCUUUCCAGGAAGCCUUACGCACACAUGAAGCACAGAAGACUGCGUACGAGAAGAAAAAGUGGCAACAACAAGAGGUUAAGACUACAUCGGCGCCGAUUUUGACAGAAGAAGCUGCAGAAAUCUCGAUAUCCCAAUCGUUUGUGCCCAUGGACAUGCUGCUGCCUCCUGCCGUCCCUCCUGUAGUGCUACAUCCGCAGCAAGAAUCACACGAUAGCGAAGAUGAAACGCUACCACACUCCCAACACUAUGAGAAGAGCAAUGGCACUCAGUUGGACGACGACAUGGAAAGAGUUCGAGCCAAAAUUCGUGCCGAAGAAGAACGCUUGGAGAAAGAAGCAGAAGAACAACGUCAAAAACACCGCGCUGCAACCGAGGAACGUAUGGCUGCCCUACGAGAGGAGCAAGAGCGGAGACGACGUGAAUGGGAACAGGAGGAUCGCGAGCGACUGGCAGCUCUUGAAACACAAUUGCAGGCUCAGCAAGCUGAGCGGUUGGCCACAUCCAAACAACGGGAUCUGGAACAACUCGCACAGGAUGAGGCUGUCUUAGCCGCAAGCAGCGCACUCUUAGACACAUCAACGCCUGCUUCGUUGUUGGCACUAGAGCUGGCUGUUGAAAUACCGACUUCUUCAGCUCAAUCUCCGAGUGCGCUGUUGGCUCCGUCUGUGGAGGAAACGCAGCAAAACGUUCGAGCGCAGCCCGAACUCCCGAGCAUAUUCGACCAGCUGGAGGCAGAAGAGCAAGCUCGAAAACGACGAGAGCAAAAACGACGAGCCCUUGGACCUGGCAUUGAGACAGGAAGUCAUCUCACGGGUGAGCAGUACGAUGAGGUGCGUUCUUCACUACAGCAAAACUUCCGCGAAGAUACGCGAGCAAACGAGUCCAACAUGAAGCGUGAGUUGAGACGAAGACGCGACGCUCAAGCUACGCGAGUGCAGAAGUACAUCCGUCGGUUCUUGGCCACUCGUAGAGUUGAUCGAAUUCGCCGUGAAUUGCAGCAGGAGCGUGUCAAACGGUUCGCUGGUGGAGAAAUCGUCCGAAUUGUUCGAGGCCGAAUGGGUCGUCGACGCUUUCGUCGGGUGUUCGAGGAGACAGAGGAGACUGCAAGACAAUUGCACGCUGCCACGCUCAUUGAGACAAUCUUCCGGGGUUUUGCUUGCCGUGUAGCGUACCGUAUAAAGCGCCGAGAAAACAAAGCGCGAAUACUGCAGCGAGUCUAUCGUGGUCACCGUGGCCGUAGACGUGCUCGAAGACUGUGUGAGGAACAAGAACGACGCCGAUUUCACGACCGAAACGCUGCCAAACUGCAAGCAACGUGGCGCAUGUACGUCGCUCGUGGCCAAUUCCUUACCGCUCGGUUCUCCGAGCUUGCCGCACUGGAGAUUCAGAGACUGUAUCGUGGUUUCUUGGGACGUCGAGAAGCUGCACGCAAGAAGCAGUGGCGUGAUGCACCGCCUGGAGCUGAACGACUGGCACUUGGACUACAGUUGAUUGAAGGCUCGAAGCAGGCAUUCGAACGACAGCAGAGCGAACUAGACGCUCUACAUCGUGCACAGGAGGCAGCCGAGCGUCAAGUCAGUACCGUCCACAAUGAGUUACGUGAAGCUGAGAAAGAGCUGGCUGUGCUGGAACGCGAGCUGCAAGAAAUUGACCAGCUCGAUGCCGACGUACGCGAACUAACACACGAAGCCGAGCGCCUGCAUGCUGGAGGUGUAGAGGGUUUGCUGCGGAAUCACCGUUCAUCGUCGGCGCACCAACCUCUUGGAAAUGGCAUACUCGAAGCUUCCUCUUCACUGGACAACAAUGGUAGCGCACCGUACGAACUAGGAGCUGAAAACGCGCUGGAGUCCAAGGUGGCGCUCAAGAAGCGUCAAGCUGACGCAUAUGCUGUCGAGAUGGCGCUUACUAUUAAACGUAGCGAGCGUGAGAAGAAGAAGCGGGAUCUGGAGGCUGAAUUUGCAGGUGCGUUUGCUGAGGUACAACGCAAACGUGACACACUCGCAGCACUGGAAGAGCGUCUCGCUGACAUGGAGCAGACUCGUAUGCGAAAAGACCGCGAGUUUGCGCGUCUGCAACGUCAUCUGAUGGAGCUACUGGAAGAGCAGAAGCUCGAGCUUGAAAACUUGAGAGAAAAAGGCAUCGAACUCGAGACAGCGACAGCCACGUCGGCAGCUGCCGCAGCAGCUACAGCAGCUAAGGCACGUGAGCAUGAGGCGCGGUCCCAGGCCAUGUUCGAGUCCACAGAGGAGCUUAUGAAGUUCCAGUUCAUGUCCAUGUCCUUGUCAUACUUCAGUUCGCUCAAUAUGCUCAAGAACUUGCGAGAUAUCAACGCCGACACCACCGCAGCGGCCAUCACGUCCACAGCUGAGACUGCCGCCACAGCUGCAUGUGCUGCUGCUGCAGCUAAUAUCACACCAGUCACGGCAGCUAUCGCCAAGAAGAAGAUAGGAGGAGAUGCCAUCAGCAAUUUGCUCACGACGGUCUCGCAGCGUAAACAACAGGAACUCGCACAGCAAGAGCGCGAAGAAGAGGAAGCCCUGGCUCCAGGAAAGCAGCAACCACUGCCCGAGGAACUGCGCGCAUGGACUGUGGACGACGUGGGUCGAUGGCUUGACACUUUGUCGUUACCGCAGUACAAGGCUGCAUUCCGUGAAGGCGCGGUGGACGGCGAAUUCCUUAUCGAACUCCGAGCCGAGGACAUGGCUGAAAUCCUGGGCGUAACACACAAACUUCACGUGCGUAAGCUGUUAGCUGCUCGCAGUAAGUUACUGCCAUUGACAGCUGCGGAACGAGCUCAACUGGAUGCUGUGAACCACGAGGCGAAUGCAGCACGUACUCGAGGACAGGAACCUGCUGGAGACGAGAGUUCAUUGGAUGUAGACACCGUGUUCUCGCAGGCGCGCAAUGGGCGGAUGAAGCGGCUUGUGGAGAGUCUGGAUGCUGGAUUCCCUAUUGACAGCGAAGACGAUAAAGGUAACACGUUGCUGCUGCUUGCCUGUCAGAAUGUAAACCAGAAAAUGGUGGAACUCUUGGUAGCUCGUCGAGCCAAUGUCAAUCACCGCAAUGCGCAGGGCAACACACCACUGCAUUUCGCUAUGGCGUACGACAGUGAAGGCGUCCUGGGCGAGUACCUGAUCUCUCACGGCGCAGACGACACCAUCGAAAACAACAGCGGCCUCACUCCCUACGAUGGGCUCACGGCUGAGUAA